Messenger RNA from Eremothecium cymbalariae DBVPG#7215, 1209 nucleotides. RefSeq names its product NAD(P)/FAD-dependent oxidoreductase. The record is from RefSeq and is a predicted model, not a curated record. Bases 1 to 1209 code for a protein of 402 amino acids. Lineage: Eukaryota; Fungi; Ascomycota; Saccharomycetes; Saccharomycetales; Saccharomycetaceae. Gene Ontology annotation, cellular component: mitochondrion. Gene Ontology annotation, molecular function: (S)-2-hydroxyglutarate dehydrogenase activity; (S)-2-hydroxy-acid oxidase activity. The transcript has a single exon.
AUGUUGAGGAAUACGUUGCUAAGUAAUGCUGGGCGGUCUGUAGAUAUCAGGUGUUUAACCAGUAAUCCAGCCCCUGCAGUACACUAUUCACAUGCUAUUAUUGGAGGGGGAGUUGUUGGUUUAGCAAUUGCUGCAGAGCUGAGUAAGGUUGCAACUAAUAAAAUAUUGUUAUUAGAAAAACAUCCUAGACUUGGAAUGGAAACAUCAAGUCGUAAUAGUGAAGUUAUUCAUGCCGGUUUGUAUUACCCGAAAGAUUCCCUAAAGUCUAAACUUUGUAUUGAGGGCAAUCGCAUUAUUUAUUCUGAGUUGAAUCCUACGGCUACAGGUAUCACUUGGCAUAAGUGUGGUAAAUGGAUAAUAGCACAGAAUGAUAUUGAAGAAAUGUACCUGGAAAAUUUGUAUUCGCGAGCGAAAUACGAUUUGAACUUGGAAGUGGAGAUGCUUCAGUCAAAUAAAUUAAAGUUGGUGGAACCCUCAAUUCAUGUUGAGCGAUGUGCUUUAAGCUCUUCUUCGUCAGGGAUCAUAGAUUCCCAUUCUCUGAUCAACUAUUUACAUCUGCAAAUAGAAAUUAACAAUGGUGAGGUAGCCCUCGGUACAGAAGUGACUGGACUUCAGCGAUACGGCAGUUGCUAUAUUAUAAGAUCUGAAGAUGCUAUAAAUGGCACUGGCGAUGAAGUAGAAAUCGUGGUCGAAAAUGUUGUAAAUGCAGCUGGCCUAUAUGCAGAUAAGAUAUGCAAUUUUAUUCUACCUUCACAAAGGCAUAAAAGACAGUAUUUUGCAAAGGGCACUUAUUUCAAGUUGACUCAACCAGGUCCUCCAGUUUCCCGAUUAAUUUAUCCUGUACCGCCUAAAAAUGGCAAGUCUCUUGGUACUCAUUUAACCAUUGAUUUGACUAAUCAAAUAAGAUUUGGCCCCGACUUAGAAUAUAUUGAUUCUCCUGAUAAUUAUUCAACAAGUUACAAAAACAUAUUCUCAGCAUGUGAAGCAAUUCGAACUUACUAUCCUCAUGUUCAUAUUCAAAAUAUACAACCUGAUUAUUGUGGCAUUCGUCCCAAACUUUCUAGACAUGAUGAUGAAGAAUUCCACGAUUUCUAUAUAAAAGAGGAGGAGAAUUUUCCUGGAUUUGUUAAUUUACUGGGUAUUGAGUCUCCUGGCCUGACAUCUUCUAUUGCAAUCGCCCGAUACAUCAAAAACAUUUAUCACGGUUGA